AUGCUCCUUAUCUUCAAGUACGUAUUCUUCUCAGGACUGCUCCUGCGUGCCGUCGAUUCCGCCCCUUUUCCUGAGUACGUCGUCUAUCCAAGGCUUCUUGAGGCAAGAGGACUGAACGGUGUAACGUUGCUCUACAUUCAAGAGGACAUAAUUCUUCGGCUGGAGAAAAGUUCAAUACUUGCAGACAAUUUAAUAUUUCGCGAGACCAUUAAUGGAAAAACAAUGGACACACUUAUGGACGGAAAGAAGCUUGAAGCAAACAUGUAUCAUGACAGAAAUCGAAUGGCAUCAGUAGUCGUAGAGGACAAAAACGGCACAGUUGAAGUGAAAGGAAUUUUGAACAAUGAACUAAGAAUUGCACCUCUUAGUAUCAAAGCUCGAUCAGAGAAUUGGCCUAUUCCGCAUAAAAUAUUCGAGGUUACGUCCCGUUCCGAUGAGGAGAACAAUAAUAAUGAUGACCUAGGAGUAAAAACCACCGGAAGCGUUUUUCUUGUGGAACUAAAAAUUUUGGUUGACACAGAGUACAUAAAGGCUUUCGAGACCAAGGAUGAGUUAGCAGUCUACUUAGGAAUGUGUAUGGUAUUGGUUAACUUUCGAUAUGAGGACACGUCAGAACCAACGGUCCAGUUUCUCCUCACCACUGUUGAAGUAGCGCUGGACGACAUUCUUCAUACGUUUUAUGGACCUGAUGUUGACUGCACUUCGUGUCCUAGCAAAAUGUACCUAAACCCUGAACAAACACUUGAAAUGAUGGCAUCAAUGUAUGGAAGCAAUGAAGAGGAUGUUGUCGUCCUUGUAACAUCGAUGGAUAUGGCGGACAAAGAUUUCGGUGUUAUUUCAAAUAUUGUAAUGGGCCUGGCGAAAAUUAAUGGUCUCUGCAGCGUGGGAGAACGCGUUGCAAUUGUGGAAGAUCAACCACACACAUACUCUUUCACUCGACUUAUCGCACAUGAACUGGCACAUACGCUUGGAGCUACUCACGACGGGGAUGAGACGGAGCUGGGUCCAGAUGGAAAUCCGGUCAACAACUGCAGCCGAAACGAUGGAUACCUCAUGGCGCCUUAUACUCUCGGAAGUAACAGAGGCCACUUCUCGAACUGCUCUAUUCGACAGAUUCGGGAAUUUGUCAACAAGUUAGGUGAAGACUGCAAGAAAGUAAAUUCAAAGAACAAACCUUACGAUGCAAACACAGCAGAGCUCCCAGGGAUAAAUAUGAACUCAAUUGAUUACUGCAAGCUCAAACAUCCGAAUUUUUGUAACAUAACCGCAAAAGAGGAUAAAAUGAACCAAUGCACAAUCGAUUGCUGCCCUGGUGGUAGGGUUAAGUGUUAUUAUGACGAAAAGAAAAGGAAAAGCUCAUGCAGCGAGGAAAGGGACAUAAAUAUGGACACAGUCUGCCCCUUCAAAUGCUGUUCUCCGAAAGAUUUCAAGUGCUUUACAGAAAUCGCUUUAGAUGGAAUGUCUUGCGGAGAUGGAAUGAUGUGCUUCAGAGGCAAGUGUAUUCCGCGUUGUGAUCCUUUCAAGAAAACGUUAUCGUCAAGAUCGCCUACAGUCGAAAAUGAAUCAAUAAAGGCUCCGUGA
This is a messenger RNA of Ixodes scapularis (black-legged tick), 1581 nucleotides long. RefSeq names its product venom metalloproteinase antarease-like TtrivMP_A. Gene Ontology annotation, biological process: membrane protein ectodomain proteolysis. NCBI's taxonomy places the organism in Eukaryota, Metazoa, Arthropoda, Arachnida, Ixodida, Ixodidae. Gene Ontology annotation, molecular function: metalloendopeptidase activity. Bases 1 to 1581 code for a protein of 526 amino acids. The transcript is spliced from 14 exons. The record is from RefSeq and is a predicted model, not a curated record.